AUGCCACGUGCACGUAGAAAACCCAAAGCAGUUCAAGAUGGCGAACAAAACCAAGUUCGAGGACCCAACUCUGCGUUAACGCAGUUUUUGAGGGAUCAAGGUAUCGAUGCCGAAACUAUUCGGCAGCGGUGGCUCAAAAGUCAGGAGGGGAAAGAAGCUAGCAAGCUAGAUAAUUUAUCAGAAACCGAUGAAAAAUCAGCUGUUGGCAGUGAAGAUGGAAGCCCUUCUGUCGCACUAGACAUCGACUCCGUGAGUGAAGACGACGAGGAUGUUGAACUUCCCGCUGACCGGCUGAAAAGAUUGAGGCGAACCAGGCAUGUCAGCGAUAGCGAUGAGGAGGAGUACGAAGACGACGCGACGGGGUCUAGAACGGUACCUGAAACACCGGCACCCCAUUUAACUGAAGCUGAAAGAGCUGAAAGAGCUAAGAAAAGCAAGCAGAAGCUUUUGCAAAGGAAGCGAAAGAAGAAGAAGGCAGCAAACCUUCUGGAUCGUAAAACUCGAAGUGUUUCUACUUUGCAAGAUAUGUGCAUCAGUCAAAUAAGUGCCAACAUUUCAAAGCUACAAAGGGGAAGUCAAGCAAACAGCGAGACCUUUUCGAACAGCAUCCGUGAAAGCUUGGGUGGGAUCUCCACGGGAAAUUUAAACAAGUUGGCUAGAACUCUCUCAAAAAAUCGAGCGCUGAAUGAUCGAACCCUUCAAUUAUUUCUCCGCACGCAGUUGACUGAGUUGACAUUUAGUGACUGUUCAAGAAUUUCUUACGAAGGUUACAAACUGCUCGCCAUUUUUGCCCCAGAUUUGUCACAUCUUUCGCUCCAAAUGUGUGGCCAGUUAAACAACGAAGCACUCUUAUACAUUGCCGAUAAAUUACCUAAGUUAACCAGCCUUUAUUUGGACGGUCCCUUCCUGAUCAACGAGCAUACGUGGGACACCUUUUUUGGAAAGAUGAAGGGUAGACUUAAGAGAUUUCACAUUUCUAACACUCACCGAUUUACAGAUCAGUGUAUUAACAGCCUACUGCGAAACUGUGGGUCAGAUUUGACAUCUCUGAAAUUAUCUAGGCUGGACGCUCUUUCGGACUAUUGCCUCAUUUCUCAAUAUUUGACAAACGCUCAGUUUGAAUACUUGACACUUCAAUAUCCUAGCACGAUAGGGAACAUUAUCGAUGAGGUGUUGAUUAAUAUUUUAGGACAGGUAGGAAAUUCUUUAAAAGGUCUUUCCCUAAAUGGUUGCUCUGCAUUAACAGAUGAUUUUUUGAUAAAUGGCCUGUCUGCUUUUCUGGGAGAAAGUGGGCACAGCAGCCAACUUGAAACACUAGAAUUAGAGGGACUUGAUCAAAUAACGGAUGGUGGCAUGGUAAAUUUUCUAAGCAAAGUUUCAUUACCGCAUCUCGUCGAAUGCAAUUUUAAAAGAUGUUCAAAAUUAAGUGAUAUGGCUUUGGGCGAGCUAUUUCUCAACAAAGCUCAACAAAGCUUGGUGACCCUGAAUUUAAACUCGGUCAAGCGUUUGACAAAGGAAAGCUUUUCGUCGAUGCAUUGCCCUAAUCUUGAGAAUCUCAAUUUAGGCUUCCUUGGCUGUGUUGACGACGGUCUGGUGCAUCUCAUAUGCAAACAGAAUGAAAAGCUGAAGAUUUUAGAAGUUUUCGGUGAUAAUUUAGUGACAUCAAAAGCAGUGUAUCGUAAGGGAGUUACGAUCAUUGGAAGACAAAGCGAUUCUUUUUGA
Molecule: messenger RNA, 1722 nt
Organism: Lachancea mirantina
Lineage: Eukaryota; Fungi; Ascomycota; Saccharomycetes; Saccharomycetales; Saccharomycetaceae
Source: the annotation of a GenBank genome assembly